AUGGGUCAUUUAGCGAGAAGACUUGGGGAAGAGGGAGGAAAAGCACGUGAAAAUUCAGGAAAGACGAAGUAUUCUGGGAAAGAUUCAGUCAAAGAAGUGCUAUCAGGGAUGAUUAAAAUUGUAACAGAAGAAGAGGACGUCAUGCAAUUCAUGGGUAGUGCUAAGUGGAAGUUUACAUACUUUGAAGGUGACGAAUAUUUUCUUCCGGUUUCUGCAAAGAUGGGAGAUGUUGCUGAGCCAUUCUGGUGUUUUGUGUGCGACAGUUUUGCGGGCUAUGUUGUAGAAACUUGUUCUCUUACAAGCCUUCUAGACAUACGUGAGAUGCAGGCAAAAAGCACCAGUCAGAAUGCCUUGAUGAUUGCCACCUCCAUUCUGUUACAUCUCUCCGAUUUCCUAACAGAUAUCAUACACGAACCACUUGCGCAUGAUUGCAAGGGCAGUUGCGCCAAAAAAAUUCUACGCCAUGCUGCGGAGAAGGCGGCUGACAACCCACAAAAGUUUAACGAGAUGCUGAAAAAUAAAGCAAUGUGGAGGUGCUAUGAUGAGACGCGUAAUUACAGCGAUGAAACGCGUAAUUACGGUGUCCUAGACAAGCUUUUAGUUAUUGUAGCAAAGCAGAAAUAUUAUGAUAUUGAAGAAGAAGAGAAAUUAGCUGUUGUAGACGUCCUAUUGCAAUGCGGUGCGCAGCCUGGAAGAUGCCAUGCAGUUGGUAAGUACAAAAACAAAACGGUCUUACACUCAGUUGCGAAAUUUCGAAACGAAGAUGUGGGAACAGAGGAUGCAGAAGCUUUGCUAUGCAUGUGUAAGGACCAAAGUGUAUAUGACUUUGUCAAUGCUAAAGAUGAGAGAGGAAGGACUGCUCUUCACAGCGCUUCAGAGAAAGGAAACGCACGUAUCUGUAGACUGCUUGUUGAUCGCGGUGCUUCAGUGAAUGCUCAAGACAAGAAAGGUAAGACAGCCCUGCACUGUGCAUUUGAGGGAGGGAUUGAUAAUGUUAAAGAUGUGGGCACAGAGAUUGCACAAGUUUUGCUAUGCUGGGGCGAUGAGGAAACUAUAAAUGAGUUUGCAAAUGCCGCAGAUGAGAGUGGGAGAACUGCACUUCACAUCGCUUCAGAGAAAGGAAACGUACGUAGCUGUGAACUGCUUGUUGAUCAGGGUGCUUCAGUGAUUGCUCAAGAGAAAAAGGGUAUGACAGCUCUGCACUAUGCAUUUGAAGGAAGGAUCGAUAAAGUUAUAGGUGUGGGCAUAGAGAUUGCACAAACUUUGCUACGAAGGUGUGAUAAGCAAAGUGUAUACGAGUUUGUCAAUGCAACUGAUAAGAGUGGGAGGACUGCUCUUCACAGUGCUUCAGAAAAAGGCAACGCACGUAUCUGUGAACUGCUUACUGGUCAUGGUGCCUCAGUGACUGCUCAAGACAAUAAGAAUAUGACAGCCCUGCAUUAUGCAUUUGAAGGAAAGAUUGAAAAAGUUAAAGGUGUAGGAAUAGAGAUUGCGCAAGCUUUGCUACGCAGAUGUGAUGAGCACAGUAUGUAUGAGUUCGUCAAUGCGUCAAGUCAUAGAGGAAGGACAGCUCUUCACGGCGCUUCAGAGAAAGGAAACAAACGUAUCUGUGAAGAGCUUCUUGAUCGUGGUGCUUCAGUAACUGCUAAAGACAAAGAGGAUACGACAGCCCUGCACUAUGCACUUGAAGGAGGGAUUAUAGAGAUUGCACAAGUUUUGCUACGGAGGUGUGAUGACACAAGUAUGUAUGAGUUUGUCAAUGUUGCAGAUAAGAAAGGGAGGACUGCUCUUCACUGCGCUUCAGAGAAAGCAAAUGCACAAAUAUGUGGACUUCUUGCUGAUCGUGGCGCUUCAGUGAUUACUCAGGACGAAAAGGGUAUGACAGCCCUGCACUAUGCAGUAAAAGCAGGAAGUAUAGAGAUUGCACAAGUUUUGUUAAACAGGUGUGAUGAGGCAAGUAUAUAUGGAUUUGUCAAUGCCGCAGACAUUCGAGGGAGGACUGCUCUUCAUUGGGCUUCACACAUAGGAAACACACGUAUCUUGAAACUGCUGCUUGAUAGCGGAACUUUAGUGAUUCGUCAAGACAAAAAUAGUAUGACAGGCCUGCACUGUGCAUUUAAAAAAGGGAUUGGUAAAGUUAAAAAUGUGGUAGAGGAGAUUGCGCAAGCUUUGCUAAGCAGUUGUAAUGAGCAAAGUAAAUAUGAAUUUGUCAAUGCCGCAGAUAAUAGACAGAGGACUGCUCUUCACCUCGCUUCGUUGAAAGGAAGCACACAUAUUUGUCAACUGCUUGUUGAUUGCGGUGUUUCAUUGACUGCCAAAGACAAAAAUGGUAAGACAGCCCUGCACUAUGCAUUCGAAGGACGGAUUGAUAAAGUGAUAGAUGUCGGUAUUGAGAUUGCACAAACUUUGCUAAGUAGGUGUGAGGAGCAAAGUGUAUAUGAGUUUGUAAAUGCCGUGGACGAGAGCGGAAAGACUGCUCUUCAUAGUGCUUCAGAGAAUGGAAAGGCAGUUAUCUGUGAACUGCUUGUUGAUCGUGGUGCUUCGGUAACUGCUCAAGACAAAGAUGGUAUGACCACCCUGCACUAUGCAUUUGAAGGAGGGAUUGAUAAAGAUAUAGAUGUGGCUACAGAAAUUGCACAAGCUUUGCUAGGCAAGUGUCCCGCUGAAAGUAUUUAUGAAUUUGUUAAUGCUACAGAUGUGAGAUGGAGGACUGCUCUCCACAGAGCUUCAGAGAAAGGAAACGCAUGUAUCUGUGAACUGCUGCUUGGUAGUGGUGCUUUAGCGACUGCUCAAGACGAAAAGGGUAUGACAGCCCUGCACUAUGCAUUUGAAGGAGGUUUUGAUAAAGAUAUAGAUGUUGGGAUAGAUAUUGCACGAGCUUUGCUACGCAGUUGUAAUGAGCAAAAUCUAUAUGAAUUUGUCAAUGCGGUAGAUAAGAGAGGGAGGACUGCUCUUCACAGUGCUUCAGAGAAAGGAAACGCACGCAUUUGUGGACUUCUUGUUGAUCACGGUGCUUCAGUGACGGCUCAAGACGAAAGGAAUAUGACACCCCUGCACUACGCACUUGAUGGAAGGUUUGAUGAAGUCAUAGACGCACUGCUGAAAAGUUCACGUGCCACUAAAUCACUUAAUUUGAAAGACAAUAGAGGCUACACACCUUUAGGUGUAGCUCUUACCAAUAUGGAUCAUAAGUCAACAAUGAAGUUGUUAUUACAAUCAAAAGAGCCAGAAGCUGAUUUAGGUAAAGCUCUUACCAACAUGAAUUAUGAGACAACGGCGAAGUUGUUAUUGAAGCCAGAAGAGCCAGAAGCUUAUUUGGAUAUAGCUCUUCCCCAAAUGGAUUAG
Cryptomeria japonica (Japanese cedar) is the source of this 3345-nucleotide messenger RNA. RefSeq lists its product as uncharacterized. The record is from RefSeq and is a predicted model, not a curated record. Gene Ontology annotation, molecular function: protein binding. The transcript has a single exon. The coding region runs from base 1 to 3345 and encodes 1114 amino acids. NCBI's taxonomy places the organism in Eukaryota, Viridiplantae, Streptophyta, Pinopsida, Cupressales, Cupressaceae. Gene Ontology annotation, cellular component: nucleus; cytoplasm.